AUGGCGGCCCACUCGUUCGACUCGUCCUCCCCGUUUCCUCGACGGUUCGAUGCCUCGGUCCCGACGCUGUUGAAGGCGCGUUCGAUCGCGUUAACCGGUCCGCUCCCCACUUCGUCCGUGCUUCAUGUCGCCGUCGCCCAUCUUCGAGGUCGCUCCUCGGAGGGCGAUCAUGACGUUGACCAUAGUCAGCACUCUUUGGAAGCCAGGCAAGAGGACGAUCAAGUCGGACCCGAACGACGACACGUGCUCGUGCUGACGUCGGAUCAGGCCAAAUGGCGCGACUCGCUGAUCAGGGAGAGCGACACGUCCUUGUUCUCCACUUCAUCUCGAUCCGUCGAUGCUUCUUUCGUGUCCUACCUCGAUAGGGUCGAGAUCAAGUGCGUAGUCAAUCGAACGCUAGCCUAGCCUCAGCUUUGACGCUGGCUGAUGAUCUCGGCGACACACAUAGACAUCUCCCCACUUCGGAGCACAUCCUCUACUUCCUCACGACCGUCUACUCGCAUGCCGAGCAUCUACUCGCGAGUCAGGUAUUCAUCGAAUCUGGUACGAGAAGUAAGAGCGAUCCUUCGUACUUGCCGAUCGUGCCGACCCUCGUCGUGCUCCACAACCCCUCGGAAUACCUCGCCGAGUCCCAGGCGCAAAAGUGAACUUUGCCGACUGUGUCACCGAGCUUGGAGUCACAGUGAGCUUAUUUCCAAACAUUUUGUCCCGUCUUUUGCAGCGCCGGUAUCGAGGCAUACACCUCCCUACUCGCUCUGUUUGAUUCGGCUUUCACUCGCCUCUCUCCUCGGCAAGUUUCAGUCUCCCCUGUCUAGGCUGGUCGAGCUCACAUCUGACUUCGACCUUCUCUUCCGAUAUCGAACCUCGUAGACGCCCACCUCUCCUGGUCCUCUUCGAUAACGACGCCCUCAUCCUCGAGCAAGCAUUAUUAGCCCCCCACUUGGCACAACCUCGUCGCAAGCGGAAAGCCGAAUAUGAGGAGCGCCGUUUCGAACAAGGCGAACCCACGGAGGAAAGGCACAUCGAACAAAUGAGGUUGCUGAGCGUCUUGCCGUAUUUCUAUGACUGGGUCGGAAUCGUUGAACCAGGUUCGUCUGUCUUUGACUCUGUCUUUCUCAACGUCACAUGUCCUAAUCCCGCUUCGCUUGCAUGGAAACCCGCAGUUCAACAAGAGCCGGUUCCAUCUCAGCCAAGUCUAACCUUCGUCAUGACCUACACACCCUCCCUCCACCCCAGCGACAUCCCCAGCCUACUCCCCACGACAUCUCCAACGUCCCGCCAACCCGUGGCGGUUGAAUUCGCAGUCCAGCACCUCUCUCAAGCUAACGGGGACGACGAGGACGGGCUGUUUGUCCAGGUCAUCAGUUGA
Molecule: messenger RNA, 1369 nt
Organism: Microbotryum saponariae
Lineage: Eukaryota; Fungi; Basidiomycota; Microbotryomycetes; Microbotryales; Microbotryaceae
Source: the annotation of a GenBank genome assembly